This is a messenger RNA of Marasmius oreades (fairy-ring Marasmius), 933 nucleotides long. RefSeq lists its product as uncharacterized. The record is from RefSeq and is a predicted model, not a curated record. Bases 1 to 933 code for a protein of 310 amino acids. The transcript is spliced from 2 exons. NCBI's taxonomy places the organism in Eukaryota, Fungi, Basidiomycota, Agaricomycetes, Agaricales, Marasmiaceae.
AUGUAUGGGUCAGUCCCAGCAUUGGAAAAACACGAUGCACCACCCCCUUGGCCUCCAAAUUCCAACACCCAGCCACAAGAUCUAGAAGCCAGAAGCUCAAAGGAAGAUGAAGGAGACGAAGACAAGGAACAUGUGGAAGAGUGGAAGAAGAAAAGAGAAGGGGAAGUAAAAGUGAAACCAAGUUCGUCACCCACUUGUCUGGCGCACUUUGACAAAGUACCUGGUUGGAGGAGACAAUCGAGUAUGGCAGCUACCAGAGGAGGUAGUCCAUACCGAGCGUUCUGCUCAUUUCACCAAGCUGACGAACCCGUUUCUCCCCCUUUCCAAUCGACUCACUCCCCACUUUCCAUCCCUUCUGGGAAAAUACCAGGAGAAGACCUUGGUGUUAAUCAUCAAGCUACGACUCAAAACCCUGGCCAUAGAAGAUUAGGCCCCCUUUCAUCCAUCUCAGAUGCUGUUUUAGACGAUCAACAAGGAACACGACUACUGGGAACGACAAACGAAGUAACUACAUGCUCUUCUACGGUCGGGCAGCGUAACAGUUGGACCACCAGGCAUCAAGAUCGCAACGGACGGCCACACAAUCCCCUCAAUGGCAAGAGGUUCAAUGCCAACACCCUCAAUGACCAUGGCAUCUCCAUCAUCAAAAUUGGCGUCACCACCAUCUCGGUUGACGCUGCAGUCUCCACCAUCUCUGUCAUCCCCACCAUCGACACCACGGCCACUUGCGACUCCACCACCGCACUCAUCGCUGAUGACGUCGAAUUUAGCAUCGCCAUCGUCUCUACCCAUACCACCGUCACCUCCAACAUCAACCUCGACCUCUCAGUCGCCACUGUCGACAUCGUCACCAUCGAUACUGCGGCCACCUCCAUGACCACCAUCGGUAUCGUCAUUCCCUGUACCACUUCCUGCUUCGGUAUCGUCAUCUAG